Quercus lobata is the source of this 477-nucleotide messenger RNA. RefSeq lists its product as uncharacterized. Gene Ontology annotation, molecular function: calcium ion binding. The record is from RefSeq and is a predicted model, not a curated record. Lineage: Eukaryota; Viridiplantae; Streptophyta; Magnoliopsida; Fagales; Fagaceae. Bases 1 to 477 code for a protein of 158 amino acids. The transcript has 5 exons.
AUGGGGAUAGCUAAAAUAAACUCUAGCUACAAAGGAUUUGUAUCAUCAUAUGAUGAUGCCCAUAAAUAUACUGAGAGUGAUGCAGAUGCUCACAAGUGGGUUAGCCACCGCAAUCAUAGGGGAAAUAUCUGUGGUGUUGAUUUCAUUUGGCUUUGUAAUCCUAACAAGUCGCGCAAACCAUUAAGAACAAGUUGGGCUGAAGCAGUUUUCAGUAUAAAAAAGUAUCUGCUUCGAAAAGCUUCACUGGCUGAAGAUGAUGCAUUUGCCUUUCUCAAAGGUGACAACCAUGGUGAUUUUAUUACAAUUUCUGCUCUCCGUGAAGCAUUGCGCCAGGUUAAUUUAAUUGGUCAUCCUUAUGGACUGAGUUUCCAAGAUAUGAAAAAUCUAUGGGCCCAAGCAGACAUCAAUGGAGAUGGUGUUAUUGAUUGUGAAGAAUUCAAGGCAUCUUCAAGUCCUAAAUCGUUGAAUAUGACCUAA